CUGAGAGCAUUAGCAGCAUCUCUCUUUCUCCGUCCGUCUCAUUUUCUUUCUAAUAUACACAUAGUGAGAGAGCUGCAGGGAUAUGCUGUGAAAUCCAACAGCAUCACCAUCAUCAGGACAGACUCGCAGCAUCAGCGCUGAUAAUAAUAAUAACAGGCUGGAACCAGAGAGGACAACAGCACAGACGUCACGCUGGGGUCCGCAGAGUGUGCGGGCCGGACAGAAGCCAUUAGGCUGGUCCAUAAUGCAGAGAAGCAGAGUUUCUCCUUUAAGAAGUGCUCCGCUUUCCAGUUCGUCAAGAGGAAGGUGCGCAGGUGGAUGAGGAAUCCCAAGGUGAAUGUGGAGAAGGUCCAGGCGAAGGGCUUUCUGUCUCCCUGUCCCAAAUGUCAGGAGGGUCAGGAUCUGUGGUACACACACUUCCCCGCACCUUACGGUUGCUGCCACUACAGUCCUGGAGGAUACUACCUCCCACACCCGCCCAGCCCACUCUGCCAGCCCUGUGCCCCCUGCACACCCUGCCAGCCGGACAAGAACAAGACAUGCAAGGUGAGAAAGUGGAAGAUGCUCAGUCGACAUCACAACGACAGUAAAGUGAAGGAGGUGGAGCCGGAGGGGCAUGUGAUCUGCCCCUGGACAAUGUCGCCCCUGCUGGGAAGCCCUGUACUGCUGGAAUGCUGCAUUUGCAAUGGACCUUUCAUCACUUACGGGCAUGAAGAAGCCUGGCAACCACGUCAGCGCACACAGGCAAUGGACCUCUACUACCAUGGAGACCCCGAGUCUGAUUAUUGUUGUUCGUCUGACACCACUUUUAUGAAGCAGAGAAAGAUGGGACUGAAUGACUUCAUCCAGAAGCUUUCCACAAACUCUUAUGCAUGCAAGCAUCCUGAGGUUCAGUCCAUCCUAAACCUGACACCACCACAAGAUGUGGAGCUAAUGAACAGCAACCCUUCCCCUCCGCCAAGUCCCUCUCAGCAGAUAAACCUCGGCCCUUCCUCAAACCCCACCGCCAAACCAUCAGACUUCGACUUCCUGAAAGUCAUCGGAAAGGGUAGCUUUGGCAAGGUUCUCCUGGCUCGCCACCGGAGCGACGAGAAGUUUUAUGCGGUGAAGGUGCUUCAGAAGAAGGCCAUCUUAAAGAAAAAAGAGGAGAAACACAUAAUGUCCGAGCGCAAUGUGUUACUGAAGAAUGUCAAGCAUCCAUUCCUGGUGGGCCUGCAUUACUCCUUCCAGACCACCGACAAACUCUACUUCGUACUGGACUACAUCAAUGGAGGAGAGCUGUUUUAUCACUUGCAAAGGGAGCGAUGCUUUCUGGAGCCGCGCGCUCGCUUCUAUGCGGCGGAGAUUGCCAGUGCUUUGGGUUACCUGCAUUCACUGAACAUCGUCUACCGAGACCUGAAGCCCGAGAACAUUCUGCUGGAUUCUCAAGGGCACAUAAUACUGACCGAUUUUGGCCUGUGCAAAGAGAACAUUGAGCCCAAUGGAACGACGUCAACCUUCUGUGGGACGCCAGAGUAUUUGGCACCAGAGGUGUUACACAAGCAGCCCUAUGACCGAACAGUGGACUGGUGGUGUUUGGGUGCAGUGCUGUAUGAAAUGUUAUAUGGCCUGCCUCCAUUCUACAGUCGGAACACAGCAGAGAUGUACGAUAACAUUUUGAACAAGCCACUGCAGCUGAAACCCAACAUCUCCAAUGCUGCCAGACACCUGCUGGAGGGCCUGCUGCAAAAAGACAGAACCAAAAGGCUGGGCUUCACUGAUGACUUUACUGAGAUCAAGAACCACAUGUUCUUCUCCCCCAUCAAUUGGGACGAUCUAAACGCCAAGAAGCUUACGCCACCCUUCAACCCCAAUGUGACGGGGCCUAACGACUUGCGACACUUUGACCCCGAGUUCACCGAUGAGCCAGUGCCGAACUCAAUCGGCUGCUCGCCAGACAGCGCUCUGGUCACGUCCAGCAUCACUGAAGCGACCGAAGCUUUCCUGGGCUUCUCUUACGCCCCUGCUAUGGACUCCUACCUGUAGCCCAUUUCCCAGAAACGCCAUCCCAUAGACUCCUACCUGUAGCUCAUUUACCAUGGAAAUGCUGUCCCAUGGAAUCUCACCUGUAGUGCAUCACUAUGAGAAAAGCAAACCCCCGUCUCAUUUCCUUGCCUCCAGAUCGGGGGCAUUUGCACAUGGCGUACGGCAGCUCGAAAGGCCUUUAUUGAAAGGCCUGAGUUUUACACGUUAAAGAAGAAGACUCAUCCUCUUCAUCCAAAUGCACGAUUUCUCCUCCGCUUUCACCCUGGGUUGUGACAGAUGGGGAAAAAGAGAGAGAAGAUUGAUGCUGAUGGACGUUUAUGUACUAGAUUUAUUUCAAAGCUUAUUCGCGUUUCGUUUUUUUUAGACGUCAUUGUUUUGGAUGGAUUGAAUGCGCGCGUGUGCGUGUGCGUGUGUGUGUGCGUGUGUGUGCGUGUGUGUGCGUGUGUGUGUGUGUGUGUGUGUGUGUGUGUGUGUGUGUGUGUGUGUGUGUGUGUGUGUGUGUGUGUGUGUGUGUGUGUGUGUGUGUGUGUGUGUGUGUGUGUGUGCCUUCAUUUAACACCCCGUGCAAAUGUUUGUUUAGUCUAAAUCAUGUGAUCUGGCAUGUCAGUCCACGUCAGAUAUAAACAGUCAUCGUGACACUAAAACCACUAAAAUAUAUCAGCAUCUGAUGUUUUUGUGACCUUUCAGUUACGCAUCUGGGAUCAAAUUUUGCACAUUUAUCUUCCUAAAUUAAAGAGCACUUCCUUUUAUGUUUCUUGUUUAUGACUUGAGUGGAAGGUGCUAGAAGGAUGUGCUGCUAAUGUGUGUAGAAAUGCUCACUUUAGUCUUCCAGCCUCCUUGGAUGUACAGUAAUCCAGAAACGGGCCAGUCUGUCUCAGCAACACAUUCCAUUGAACAAGACUGUAUGGUUAUUUAAGUUUGUAUAUUUUAAGGUCUUCUGUGUUAGUUUUAAUGUAUAUGGAACAAAAAUUUAAAAAGGUAUGCUUAUAUGUAACUAUAAAUGUACUGUAAAAUUGUAAAAUGUUUGAAUUAUGUGACCUUGUUUGGUUCGCAAUAAAACUUUAUGGUUAUUUUUCCCCUAAA
Danio aesculapii is the source of this 3108-nucleotide messenger RNA. It is a transcript of the gene sgk1, whose product is annotated as serum/glucocorticoid regulated kinase 1. The record is from RefSeq and is a predicted model, not a curated record. The transcript has 14 exons. Gene Ontology annotation, biological process: protein phosphorylation. Gene Ontology annotation, molecular function: ATP binding; protein serine/threonine kinase activity. Lineage: Eukaryota; Metazoa; Chordata; Actinopteri; Cypriniformes; Danionidae. Bases 319 to 2025 code for a protein of 568 amino acids.